AUGUCGACCGAAACUGCCAAUAAGCUGCGCAGUGCCAUAGCCAAGGAAAACAGUUUGACCAAAGAAACGGAGUAUCUCAAGAAGGAACUCGUAGGCGCCAGGCGCAGUCAGAAGGAUGUCCUCAGACAAAACGUGACGUUGUUGAAGGAAAUCGAUCGGCUGAGAGGCCGACCAUCGUACAACAUGCAGGUGCCUGAUGUCAACGACACUUCCGCGCAAACUAUGAUCACAACCGAAUUGGUGGAUGUGCGGAACUACGAGGAUGUGGUUGCAAUCAAUGCCAAGCAGACCAUCGCACUCAGGUAA
Messenger RNA from Sphaeroforma arctica JP610, 306 nucleotides. RefSeq lists its product as hypothetical. The transcript is spliced from 3 exons. Lineage: Eukaryota; Ichthyosporea; Ichthyophonida. The coding region runs from base 1 to 306 and encodes 101 amino acids. The record is from RefSeq and is a predicted model, not a curated record.